Aspergillus pseudotamarii is the source of this 1651-nucleotide messenger RNA. RefSeq names its product glycerophosphodiester phosphodiesterase family protein. The transcript has a single exon. Gene Ontology annotation, molecular function: glycerophospholipase activity; phosphoric diester hydrolase activity. Gene Ontology annotation, biological process: lipid catabolic process. The coding region runs from base 453 to 1364 and encodes 303 amino acids. NCBI's taxonomy places the organism in Eukaryota, Fungi, Ascomycota, Eurotiomycetes, Eurotiales, Aspergillaceae. The record is from RefSeq and is a predicted model, not a curated record.
GUUAGAAGAGCGGAAGGAAGUCCAAUCGGAAAUGCUCGUUUAGGCCCUGUUGGCUCCCUCACCCUUGUCAUAUCAGUCAUGGUUUCUACAAAGUAGGCAACGAUCUUUGAGAAUAAUCUUCCCAUGGUAGAAAUUGUCAUCCUCGGCAUGCGAGAGAUCUGGUGAUACCCAAUCCGAUUGGGGCAAAAGAAGUACCUGGGGCCUUGGCAUACAGCCCUAUGUCCAAUGCCUUGGAAGAUUUAUGUUAGCAUAAUAAAUUUAUUUUUUCAUUGUUGCUGGGGUGAAACUAGCAUAUAGACUAGUAUAUGCGCACCUGCUGAGUUGUUCGAAGGGGAACCGGUUAUUCUGCUUUUCUGAUUCUGUCUCAAUGUCGUGAGUGUCGUUGUUACUGUACUACUGCCUUAUUUCAAUCGUAUAUUAUAUGUGAAUAUAUGAGUAGAUAGCACUCGAAAAUGCCCUCCCUGUCAUCUCUGCUACGGACUUUAUGUGCCAUCUCCCUGCUCGGCUUGACGGCCGCCGCCCCGUCCGUGCAGACUGCCCUAGCCAACGGCCCGCGACCGAUCUACGCCAUCGCACACAGAGUUCUCCGAACUGAAGCAGUGACAGCGGCGAUCUCCCACGGUGCCAACGCAAUGGAAGUUGAUCUCCACGGCGCGGACGAAUGGUGGGCUGAUCACGACUGCAAGAAAAACAGUGCCGGCGACACCGCCCGCGAGCUCUUCCAGUUCAUCGCCGAAGAGCGUAGGAACGGCGCCAACAUCACCUUCAUCUGGCUGGACAUCAAGAACCCCGAUGAAUGCCCGCAGUACGAACCAUGCUCCAUCCAGGCCCUGCGGGAUCUAGUCCGCGAAACGCUAGAGCCGGUAGGCAUCCGAGCCCUGUACGGCUUCUACCAAACCGGAGAAAGUCAGGGCUAUAAGGAGAUCCUGCACUCGCUGAAUGAGAACGAGGCUAUUUCCCUCAGUGGCUCUGCUAGGGAUGUCUUUGAGAUGUAUUUUACUACUUCGCGGUCUCUGCCAGUGAGGCAGAGGAUCAUGGACUAUGGACAUGUCAAUAUUCAGAAGAAUUUCGGAGAUUGUCAUGAGCGUGGGGGAACGACUUGUUCGGAGUUGCGCAAUGGGCGCUCGGCCAGUGAUAGAGGCCAACUGGGGAAAGUCUUUGCUUGGACUAGCACGGAGGGGGAUACAAGAUAUGUGGGCGAUCUGCUGAGUGUUGCUCAGGUUGACGGGAUCAUCUAUGGAAAUCAGAAGCAUGAUUAUAAGGACGAAGCCCGUACUAGGAAUGCCUUCUGGGAAAUCCUAGAUUUCGUGAAGGCUAAUCCGGAUACUGUCCGGAUGGCGACGGCGGAUGAUGCACCUUGGUAGGUGAUCUUAUGUUUGGAUCAUUGCUGUCGAUUCCGGCGUUUAUUUGACAAACUUUGAUUAUGAUUAUAUCUUCACUUCUGCAGCUUUGGACGUUUGUUCCUCCCUCGCGCGACACUCAUCGACGUUACGCGAUGAAGGCAUGAAUGGUCAGGUCAAAUCUGCAAAACAAUGUAUAUACCCCAUUUCUUUCCAACCGCUAUAGAAGUUCCUGGAAAGGGAAACAAAUCCAGGCUAGCACGAUCCCCGUAAAAUGGAGUCCAUGAGUCUCUCAAUCGAUUGAACUGAAG